Molecule: messenger RNA, 972 nt
Organism: Diutina rugosa
Lineage: Eukaryota; Fungi; Ascomycota; Pichiomycetes; Serinales; Debaryomycetaceae
Exons: 1
Coding region: 1-972 (323 amino acids)
Molecular function (GO): oxidoreductase activity, acting on the CH-OH group of donors, NAD or NADP as acceptor
Source: RefSeq, a predicted model, not a curated record
AUGACAAUCAGUAUCGAUGACAUCGUUGACGCUGCUGAUGCGAUGAAGAUACCACUAUGGAUAGCAUUGGUGGGUGUUGCAGGGUAUAGCUACCACACGGUUUACUUUUUCCCUUUAUUAUUGGUGGUUUUGGUGGCUACAUUGGUGCUUAUCCUUUACUAUUAUAAUCUUUGGUAUAAAGUGAGAGGGACAGUAUGGCCAGAUAUUUGCUCAAAGGACGUUGUAUUGGUUACCGGAGGAAGUCAGGGACUUGGGAAACACAUUGUGAAACUACUCUUACGCCAGGGGGCUGAAGUGAUCGUGCUUGACAUCACUCCCCCUUCCACCGACGAAGUGACCUAUAUCGCCUGUGAUUUAGCUCAGCCGGAUCAAGUUAGGGAGGCAUUGAAUGAAAUAACUCCCCAUAAACAAAUCACGGUGCUCAUCAACAACGCUGGCGUUCGUCACAGUGACGGAGUGUUGGCAAUGGCUCCCGAUAAACUCCACCGUAUCUUCCAGAUUAAUGUGUUUUCACCAAUGUUGAUCACCAAGACAGUUGUGGAAAGCUACCACAGGUCUAAAGCAAAGCAACCGCCGCUCAGAGUGUGCUUUAUAUCUUCAGUUUUAGGGAUAUUGGCUCCGCGGAACUUGGGCGUCUAUUCGGCGACGAAAGCCGCCGUCACGCAAAUGUACGAUGCUCUCGUCCAUGAACACCGUGAUGAUACUAACUGGCUUCGUUUUCUCUUGAUGCUUCCGGGACAAAUGGAUACGGCGAUGUUCAGAGAUGUCACUCCGUCAAAGACGUUCUUUGCCCCCGUGGUGGCAGCCAAUAAGCUUGCAAAGACAAUUGUGGCUAAGCUAAACCGGGGUGAAAUUGGCACUGUGUGUGCUCCCGUGUACGGUAGCAUUCUCCCUGUGGUUAAAGUACUUCCUGAAUGCGUUCAACACUGGUGUCGCCAAUUCUCCGAAAUGGACGAUAAAGUCGAGGGUUAA